AUGGUCAAAGAACGUUCAAUAAACCCAGCUCAGGCGCAGAGAAAAGCCGAAAAAGCCAAAGCUAUCAAGAAGGGCAAAGCCGAGGCAGCGCUCCGACGCAACGAGAAGCUAGCUCGGCGCAACCCUGAUCGCCUGCAAAGGCAACUUGAUGAUCUCAAAGCACUUGAUGACAGUGGUACUGCACUUACGAGCCACGAGAAAAAAUUACGAGAGUCGCUGGAAAAGGAAAUACGAGCUGUACGUCAGGCCCGGGAAAAUUUCGGCGACGUCACCUCCAAGCUUGGGCGAGGGACACAGCAAUCUGAAGUUGAUAAGAAAAAAUAUAUUCAACUCCACAAAAACUCCGAGAUCCCGGGAAAAAGAAAGAGGGAAGACGAGAGCAGUGAUGAUACUGACGUACCCGAAGAUGUCAAAGAUAUUCCCAUGCCAAGGGACACGCCGCCACCGAUUCCAAAGGCAGCGUUAGAUAAAUGGUAUGACAAACAGAGAGCACGGAAAUUGGGAGCGCCUAAUCAAGCAAGAAAAGCAUCCAAUGCGAAUUUACUGCCAGUCAGUGACAAGAGGCGAAUGUUAGGCCGUGCUGGCCACAUUUCUGAUUCCUCGUCUAUUCCUACUCCACAAAUUGCUGCCCAGAUAGUUUACGAAUCAAAGCCCAUCGUCCGAGACUUACUCAAAGAAGCUGUUGCCUUUGUUCCUACGGCAGUGAAAGCGAAAUUAGAUAGAUCAAAAGGGAUACGGACAUUAGUUGAGCCGGAAGAAGCAGAUCAGUUGGAAAGAGAAGGCUAUCGGACCAAAGCCGAAGUUCUGCGGGAAACUUCGACACAUAAUAUCUUAGGUGACGUAAUAUAA
Blumeria graminis f. sp. triticale is the source of this 849-nucleotide messenger RNA. NCBI's taxonomy places the organism in Eukaryota, Fungi, Ascomycota, Leotiomycetes, Helotiales, Erysiphaceae. The record is from the annotation of a GenBank genome assembly.